Molecule: messenger RNA, 2924 nt
Organism: Chenopodium quinoa (quinoa)
Lineage: Eukaryota; Viridiplantae; Streptophyta; Magnoliopsida; Caryophyllales; Amaranthaceae
Product: subtilisin-like protease SBT1.7
Exons: 1
Coding region: 367-2691 (774 amino acids)
Biological process (GO): proteolysis
Molecular function (GO): serine-type endopeptidase activity
Source: RefSeq, a predicted model, not a curated record
AAUGAAGGGAGUAAUUAAUAAAAUACAUACGGGUAAUAAUUAUGAUAAAGAAAAGUGGCCAACUACAGUCCAAAUCCGGUAGGGGCGCUUUGUUUGGUCCAAAUCUAAAGUUCUAUCACUAUAGUAAACUACGUCUAUAUUGUCACUAAUCAUUAUUGCUAAUUUACUAUUUGCCACAGAGAAAAAAUGAAAAAAAAGAUUAAAACAACUUGCAAAACACUUUAAGCCCACGAGAAAGAAAAUCAAGCUAAGACUUAUUAUAUAUAAAUUCAUUAGACACUGCUAAAUGUUAAUCAUUUAAGGCAAUAUAUACAAACUACCCACCAUUCUCCUACCCAAAUUAAGCACACAGCAAAGACUGAAAUUAUGAAGAUCCAGAAAUACCAAUCCCAAUUAAUGUUCAUAUAUAUGCUAUUGUUUUCCUACCACAGGUAUGCAAUAGCAGAGAGAAAGCAUGAAAAUCGAGAGAGAAAAACUUACAUAGUACAUAUGGACAAGUCCCACAUGCCAGCAAGUUUCGAACACCAUCAUGAGUGGUAUUAUACGUCACUUAAAUCUGCUGCAGACUCUGCAGAGAUGCUCUACACCUACAACAGUGUAAUUCAUGGCUUUUCGACGAGGCUGACUGAACAGCAAGCUAAAUCACUAAAGAGCCAACCAGGGACUCUCUCUAUUGUGCCUGAAACAAGAUACGAGCUCCACACAACACGAACACCUGAGUUCCUGGGGCUAGGGCUAGGGCUAGGUGAAAGUGAUCAGCUCCUGCCAACCUCUACUUCACAGAGUGAUGUGAUUAUAGGACUGAUUGACACAGGUGUGUGGCCAGAACUUAAAAGCUUCGACGACAUGGGGCUAGACCCUGUGCCCAGUAGCUGGAAGGGUGAGUGUGAGGAAGGUAAAAACUUCAAGUCCUCAGACUGCAAUAGGAAACUUAUAGGUGCAAGGUUUUUUUGCAAGGGGUAUGAAGCUAUUCUAGGACCAAUUGAUGAAUCAACUGAAAGCAAAUCACCAAGGGACGAUGACGGUCAUGGUACCCACACAGCAACUACAGCAGCUGGUUCAGCCACUACCAGCGCUAGUCUUUUUGGAUAUGCAAGUGGGACAGCUCGAGGGAUGGCUCCACAUGCCAGAAUUGCAGUAUACAAAGCCUGCUGGCUAGGUGGGUGCUUUACCUCUGACAUAUUAGCUGCAAUGGAGAAGGCAAUUGAUGAUGGAGUUAAUGUUUUGUCCAUGUCUGUUGGAGGCAGCAUCUCUGACUACUACAUGGACACGGUUGCUGUAGGAGCGUUCUCUGCAAUAAGAAAGGGGAUCUUGGUAUCCUGCUCUGCCGGAAAUGCUGGACCUGACUCUGGUAGCUUGUCUAAUGUUGCUCCAUGGAUAACCACUGUGGGUGCUGGUACAAUAGACCGUGAUUUCCCAGCAUACGUUACCCUAGGAGAUGGGAGGAAUUUUACUGGUGCAUCACUUUACAGUGGUAAGCCUCUUCCCAACAAGUUAUUAUCCCUUAUUUAUGCAGGGAAAGCAAGCAACAUGACAAAUGGCAAUUUUUGCAUGAGCGGCAGCUUAAAUCCGGCAGAUGUUUCUGGGAAGAUUGUUGUGUGUGAUCGAGGGGGAAAUUCGAGGGCCCAAAAAGGUCUAGUAGUAAAGAGGGCUGGUGGUGUGGGUAUGAUCUUGGCAAAUUCUGAAGCCUAUGGAGAAGAACUAGUUGCUGAUGCCCACCUCAUACCUGCAGCUUCUCUUGGACAAAACGAAGCUGAUGAUAUAAAGAAGUACAUCUUAUCCGACGAUAAUCCAACAGCAACAAUUGGUUUUUCAGGGACAGAGCUAGGCGUGAAACCAUCACCAGUUGUGGCAUCAUUCAGCUCCAGAGGUCCCAAUCCACUUACUCCAGAAAUACUGAAGCCUGAUUUGAUUGCUCCAGGUGUCAACAUCCUGGCAGGCUGGACGGGCAGGGUGGGUCCAACUGGGUUGGAGAGUGAUACAAGGCAUGUGAGCUUUAACAUCAUUUCAGGAACAUCUAUGUCAUGCCCGCAUGUAAGCGGUCUUGCUGCACUAGUGAAGGCUGCCCAUCCAGAAUGGAGCCCUGCAGCCAUCAAAUCCGCCCUUAUGACUACAGCAUACACAGCCUAUAGGAACGGAAAACCAAUCAUUGAUGUUGCCACAGGACUUCCAUCAACACCAUUUGAUCAUGGAGCAGGGCAUGUGGACCCUAUUGCAGCCCUUGAUCCAGGCCUCGUCUACGAUGUCACAGUCAACGACUACAUUGACUUUCUAUGUGCUCUAAACUACAGCUCAGACCAAAUUAAGCAUACCACUUCCCAGGAAUCCAGCUGUUCCUCAGGCAAGACUUACAGAGUCAGAGACUUCAACUACCCUUCAUUAGCUGUCACUCUAGAAACAGCAUCAGAAAAUGGAGACGGUAGGGCAGUGAACUCUGUCAAAUAUACCAGGACCCUUACUAAUGUUGGAUCACCAGGAAUAUACAAAGCUUCAAUGUCCGUGCAUGAUGGCUCAAUAAAGGUUAGAGUGGAGCCAGAAUCGUUGAGUUUCAACAGAAUGAAUGAAAAGAAGAGUUUCAUAGUCACAGUUUCAGCUGGUUCCAUGCCCUCUGGCACCACCAGUUUUGGUCAUCUAACAUGGUCAGAUGGGAGACAUACAGUGACUAGUCCAAUCACUUUUACAUGGACAUGAGAAAAGUGCAACAUGAAUGUUGCAAAGGGCCAUAAUCCCCGUUUCCUAUACUUAAUUAUUCUCACCUCUUGUUUCAAUUUCAGCAAGGUAAACAAAGUUUACAAGUACUUAAUAAUCAUAAAGUGUACGCAGAACAAAUGUAUAAUUUUCAUUGGACUGAACUGUGGAGGAGUAAUAUAUGUAUUACCACAUAUACUUGCACUAUGAAAUGCUAAAUGGUUUGAAUUAACCCA